UGCAUGGAGGGCGAGACCAAAAGGGACCAGGCAGGUGGUCCUUCUUCUCAACCAGCAGCGGACACUCACUUUCCACCCCACGCAGGCCCUGGCACGAGGAAGAUGCACGUUGUUCAGCAGCCGUUCCUGGGCUUCCUGUGUGGCCCCUGGCUGUGGGUGAGCCUGGCCCAGCCGCCCACACAGCCCCCCACCAGGCCCCCCACCAGGCAGAGCCCACCGUCGCCCACCCUGCACUUCCGCCUGGCUGGCUAUCCCCGCAAGCACAACGAGGGGCGCAUUGAGGUUCUCUACAACCAAGAGUGGGGCACCAUCUGUGACGACGACUUCACACUGGCCAAUGCCCACAUCCUCUGCCGGCAUCUGGGGUUUGUGGCUGCCACAGGCUGGACUCACAGUGCAAAAUACGGCAAAGGUGUUGGGCGCAUCUGGCUGGACAACGUGAACUGUGGGGGCAAUGAGAAGAGCAUUGUGGAGUGCCCAUCGCGGGGCUGGGGCAACAGCGACUGCUCCCAUGAGGAAGACGCAGGCAUUGUCUGCAAGGAUGAGCGCAUUGCCGGCUUUGUUGACUCCAACGUAAUUGAGGCAGAGCAGAACCAGGUGGAGGAGCUGCGGCUGCGCCCAGUGGUGUCUCAGGCCAAGCGCCCGAUGCCUGUCACAGAGGGCAUUGUGGAAGUCGGCCACAAGAACAGCUGGGCCCAGAUCUGCGAUGAGAACUGGGGCAGCCAGGAAAGCCGCGUGGUCUGCGGGAUGCUGGGCUUUCCUGCCGAGAGGAAGGCCAACCGCAGCUUUUACAAGUUGUACCUGCAGCGCCAGCAGCAUCACUACCUCCUGCAUUCGGUUGCUUGUGUCGGGCAUGAGGUGCAUCUUUCCACCUGCUCUCUCAAGUUCUACAAGAGCAAUGUCACUGGGGCCUGCAAGGGUGGCAUGCCAGUGGUGGUGAGCUGUGUGUCAGGCCCCCUUUUUGCUGCAGGGAAUGCCCAGAAAAAGAGGCGGGGGCAUCAGCAGCAUCAGCAGCAGGGACAGCUGCGGGUCCGGCUGAAAGGGGGGGCCAAGGCUGGCGAGGGCCGGGUUGAGGUGCUGAAGAAUGGUGAAUGGGGCACCAUCUGCGAUGAUCACUGGAGCCUGCUGUCGGCCAGUGUCGUCUGCCGUGAGCUGGGCUUUGGUAGUGCCAAGGAAGCCCUGACAGGAGCACGCAUGGGCCAAGGAAUGGGCCAGAUCCACCUGAGCGAGGUGCAGUGCCUGGGCUCUGAGAAGUCACUCUGGAGCUGCCCCCGCAGGAACGUCACCCGGCAGGAUUGCAAGCACUCAGAGGAUGCGGGAGUCCGCUGCAACAUCCCUUAUAUGGCCUAUGAAACCUCGAUCCGCCUGAGCGGGGGCCGAAGCCGUUUUGAGGGGCGAGUUGAAGUGGCUGUGGGACCCAGGAGCCACCGUGCCCGCCAGUGGGGGCUGAUUUGCGGAGAAGGCUGGGGGACCCUCGAAGCCAUGGUGGCUUGCCGCCAGCUGGGCCUGGGCUAUGCCAACCACGGUUUGCAAGAAACCUGGUACUGGGAUGCCAGCAAUGUGACGGAAAUGGUGCUGAGCGGGGUGAAGUGUGCCGGGCAUGAGAUGACGCUGCGCCACUGCCAGCACGACAGCAGAGUUUCCUGCCGGAGGACGGGGACCCGCUUUGCUGCAGGUGUCAUCUGCUCCGAGACUGCCUCAGAUCUGCUGCUCCACGCAGCACUGGUGCAAGAGACAGCGUACAUCGAGGACCGCCCUUUGCACAUGCUCUACUGCGCUGCAGAGGAGAACUGCCUGUCCAGCAGCGCCCGCGACGCCAACUGGCCUUACGGGCACCGCCGUCUCCUGCGCUUCUCCUCUCAGAUCCACAACAAUGGCCGGGCCGACUUCCGCCCCAAGGCGGGACGCCACUCCUGGGUCUGGCAUGAGUGCCACGGACACUACCACAGCAUGGACAUCUUCACCCACUACGACCUCCUGACGCCCAAUGGAACCAGGGUGGCUGAAGGGCACAAAGCCAGCUUCUGCCUGGAGGACACAGAAUGCGAGGAAGAGGUGGGCAAGCGCUACGAGUGUGCCAACUUUGGAGAGCAGGGCAUCACGGUGGGCUGCUGGGACCUCUACAGGCACGACAUCGACUGCCAGUGGAUUGAUAUCACCGAUGUCAAGGCUGGGAACUAUAUCCUGCAGGUGGUGAUCAACCCCAGAUACGAAGUUGCAGAGAGCGAUUUCACUAACAACGCCAUGAAAUGCAACUGCAAGUACGAUGGACACCGGAUCUGGGUGCAUCGCUGCCACAUAGGUGACACCCUGAGCAACGAGGCCAGUGGGUCCUCCGAACGGUACCCAGGACAGAAGAACAACCAGAUCGCAUAGGCGGCAGCUGCCUCCCACUAGGCAAGAGGCAGACCUGGAUGGUACCAACAGCACAGCAGCAGGCAAGAGGGCUUGAUACCCCCCAGUUCCCCAGCU
Messenger RNA from Candoia aspera, 2472 nucleotides. RefSeq names its product lysyl oxidase like 3 (gene LOXL3). Lineage: Eukaryota; Metazoa; Chordata; Lepidosauria; Squamata; Candoiidae. Gene Ontology annotation, biological process: collagen fibril organization; inflammatory response; peptidyl-lysine oxidation. The record is from RefSeq and is a predicted model, not a curated record. Gene Ontology annotation, cellular component: membrane. The transcript has 13 exons. Bases 4 to 2376 code for a protein of 790 amino acids. Gene Ontology annotation, molecular function: copper ion binding; protein-lysine 6-oxidase activity.